ACGACAACAUUAAACGAAAUUAACAAAACGACAAAAAACGAAACGAAAGUUAAAGCUUGCUUAAAAAAUACACACAAAAAAACGUAGAGAGCAACGUAGUAAACGAAACUAUAUAGAAAAGUAGGGAAUAGGGUGAGAAAAGUACGAAAACAGCACGAAGUGGAGAAUAACGAAGCUAAUUCCUGGUGCGUAUAACACCAUUAGAAAGACGAUUAGCAUAGUCAAGGACGAACGCAACGGAGAAGUGCCAACGAUAAUUCAAUCAGAGAGCCCGGGAAGGAAUCAUUCUCCUGCUGCCGUUUAGAGUCCCCGCUCCUGAAGCUGAAGGCAGCGUAGCGGCGGUGAAAACGAGCUGGAAAACAAACUGACGGGGAAAAACUCCAUCAAAACACUCGGAUAAAGUGGAAAACGUGUGCGUGCGCGUGUGAAAAACUUUUGCUCUGGCCUCAAUCCCGACCCGACCAAGUCUGGUAUCUGGUGUCUGCUGCUGCUGCUUCUCCCGGGCAUCAGAGUGUUUUAAUUUGAACACUUGGCAAGUUUCCCCUUCAACUCCGACCAAUUGUCUCUUGCUAUAGUCCAUUCGGGAAAAUGGACCGUCAUCGACAUCGCCAUCGCCUCAGCAUGUGGCCCACGUUCGCCGUCUGCCUGCUGCUUUUGCAGGCGACCACAACCACGAUGGCCAUCGAUCUGAGUCGUCUCUACGGCCACAUGGCCAAUCCGAUCCAGAAGCGAAGCGAUCCCUGUCAUCCAUAUGAACCAUUCAAGUGUCCCGGCGAUGGUAAUUGCAUUUCCAUUCAAUAUUUAUGCGAUGGUGCACCCGAUUGCUCCGACGGAUACGACGAGGAUAUGCGUCUUUGUACAGCGGCCAAACGACCACCGGUGGAGGAGACGGCAUCCUUCCUGCAGAGCCUGAUUGCAUCGCAUGGACCCAACUAUCUGGAGAAGCUUUUCGGCAGCAAGGCACGUGAUGCCCUGUCACCUCUUGGCGGUGUCGACAAGGUGGCCAUCGCUUUGAGUGAAUCGCAAACGAUUGAAGACUUUGGUGCUGCCCUUCGACUAAUGAGAUCCGAUCUGGAACACUUGCGCUCUGUAUUUAUGGCCGUGGAAAAUGGGGAUCUGGGUAUGCUGAAAUCGUUGGGCAUCAAGGACUCGGAGCUGGGAGAUGUGAAAUUCUUCUUGGAGAAGCUGGUGAAUACCGGUUUCCUCGACUGAGUAGCGCCUGAUCCGGCUUCUGGAUUUUAUUAUGCCCAUGCACAGCCCAUCAAUCCUAAUUUCUAUUCGUAUUUGGGUGCCCCAUACGAUAAUUACAAUUAUUAAAUGGGAAUGCACUCAAAAAAAUACACUCAAGAAAACACUCAUUUCUAUUCAUACCACGCCAUUAGAUGUUUUCUCAAACUCUUUUUAUGCUUUUCGAUUAACUUCUUCUCUCUUAAAUCUCGAUUUUGCUUUAAAGUUAUUUUUUUACUUACCAAAACACUUUUUAUAAAAAAUAACAAAAAAUUCAAAAAUCAAGAAAACUAAAAACUAAAAAAAAAUGGCAAAAACCCACAACAAAAAAUGCACAAAAAAAUAACAAAUUCAAAGAUGUUAAAAAUAGAAAAACAUAUUCGGCUGCUCUCUCUAAAAGCUUUCUCUCAAAAUUUUCACGCUAAUUCCCUCACUUUCUCCUCGACUUUCUCUCUCAAUAUUUGUUGCAAUUUCAAUUGAAGAUCUAUACAUUUAUUUUUGAGAAAAUCAGUGCGCAAAUUUCAGUAAACAAAACAAAAAAUCCUUCAUGAGAACUAAAUAAAAUAAAGAAUAAAAUAAGGAAGCAGGAUCGUUUGGCAAAAAGAGGAAAAACUUAAUGAAAACUAUGAAAAAAAAAAAAAAAAACAUAGAGAAAACAAAAAAAACUUUUCUGAAACAUAUUUUAAUAUUAUAUAUUAAAUAUAUUGAUUUUUAUUGAUGUAUAUUUAAUAGUGUUUCAAGGCUUCUUAGAUCCGUAAAGUACACCGAUCACUUAUGGUAUUCACGAAACUAAAGUCCCUAAAUGAGAAAAAUGAAACCUCAAAGUAAAAGACCUUCAGUAAAGAACCUUCCACUAAAGAAUCUUCUAUGAACUUUUAUUCACUUUUCCUCAAUCUCAAACUAAUAUUAAAACUUAAAAAUUUCUUUAGUUGUUAGUGUUUAUAGUUUAGAAGAAAAAAGCCCUGCAGCUAAUCUACUAAACCCCCCAAGAAAAGAUAGUAUGAGAAAUACGAAUAUAUCAGAAUCAUACUUACAAUAUCUAGGUAGAUAAAUAUCCCAAAUAGUAUAUGCAAAUGUCGAGCUACUGUGCAUAGAAAAAAUAGAGGGUUUAAAGCAUAAAACCAUUACGGAAACCGUUUUGAGUUGCAUAAUUCACGAAAAAUAUGUUUAUGUGUGUCUACAAAAUAUAAUAAACAAACACUUAAGAUUAUAUAUUCCAGAAAAACUCAAAAAACUUUACUCAAAUUCUUAACAAGUAUACUUCUUAAAAAAAACAAAUAUUAAAUAAAAAAAAGCCAGACAAUUUGUAACCAAAAUGAGAUUCUAACAAACGUUUUGAGAGCCAAUUUCUGUUGAGCCAAAAACUGACCC
Molecule: messenger RNA, 2598 nt
Organism: Drosophila subobscura
Lineage: Eukaryota; Metazoa; Arthropoda; Insecta; Diptera; Drosophilidae
Product: IDLSRF-like peptide
Exons: 4
Coding region: 589-1212 (207 amino acids)
Molecular function (GO): protein binding
Source: RefSeq, a predicted model, not a curated record